AUGUCUGAAGCCACAAAUCACGGCGUGAAGAAGUGCACUCGGUGUAGGGUUAAACGGGUACUGGAGACUGAUGAGCAGUUGAAGACGUACAAGACAUGUCUGAAUUGUAGAGAGAAGCGGAAAGUUACCGCGCAGAAGCUAGUUGAAAAGACCUUGCCUACUGAAUAUGAGACCUUUGAAAGCUUCCUGUCCAAGGUCAAAUUGAACACAGUUGAGAAUAUUGACGAUCUUCGGUACCUUGGUUUGACUGACCCCGCCAAGUUUGCUCGUUACUCAACAGACGACCCCAUUCCUAAGGAAGUGUACCAGCUGUACUCGAAGAGCCUCAUAGAGUUCUACAUCAAGCCUAUCAUAGAGCAAACCGGGUUCAAGUUCGUCGUCAGAGACUUCCGGAAAGGCGGGCGCAGGACGAAGAAGAUCAACUUCCAGUUCAUAUGUUCUCAAGACCGCUCGAAGCAGCGGAAAUCCCGAUCCAACAACCGGAGGAGGAUACAGAACAGGCUCAAGGUGCAGGACUGCGACUCGAGGAUCAACCUCAAGUACUCGAUGACGAAUGGACAAGUGAGCAUCUCAUUUACACACCGGACCCACGUCCCAUACGAAGCGAGACACCAGACACCACCGGACAUCCCCACUGGCCACGUCCACGAUGCGGUGAAGAGCGAGCCAAACGGACAAGAUGGGCUGGAGUUCAACUCACUACAGCGUCUGGCUCAUUACAACAGUCAAUUCCACCAUCACAGCGACGAUAGCACCACCAGCACCAGCAUCAGCACUACUCACACAACCGACUCCACCACGGCACAAGAGGCCGUGGCAAUCGCCACGCAGAAACUGAGCGAGGACAAGAUGGAGGACAAGAUGGAGAACAUCGACAAGGAGCUGAUUGGACUGCAACAAGGCUCUAUAUAG
This is a messenger RNA of Williopsis jadinii, 912 nucleotides long. RefSeq lists its product as uncharacterized. Bases 1 to 912 code for a protein of 303 amino acids. NCBI's taxonomy places the organism in Eukaryota, Fungi, Ascomycota, Saccharomycetes, Phaffomycetales, Wickerhamomycetaceae. The record is from RefSeq and is a predicted model, not a curated record. The transcript is spliced from 2 exons.